Messenger RNA from Artibeus jamaicensis (Jamaican fruit-eating bat), 2289 nucleotides. It is a transcript of the gene CDSN, whose product is annotated as corneodesmosin. The record is from RefSeq and is a predicted model, not a curated record. The transcript is spliced from 2 exons. Bases 1 to 1650 code for a protein of 549 amino acids. Lineage: Eukaryota; Metazoa; Chordata; Mammalia; Chiroptera; Phyllostomidae. Gene Ontology annotation, biological process: skin morphogenesis; cell-cell adhesion. Gene Ontology annotation, molecular function: protein homodimerization activity.
AUGAAGUCCAGGAUGGGCUCCUCGCAGGCACCCAGGACGGGGUGUGUGGGAGGGCAAGGGGUGAUGGCCCUGCUGCUGGCUGGCCUCCUCCUUCCAGGGACUUUGGCUAAAAGCAUUGGGACCUUCUCAGACCCCUGUAAGGACCCCACGCGUAUCACCUCCCCCAAUGACCCCUGUCUUAUUGGGAAGGAUGGCUCCAGCAACUUCAUUUCCAGUUCUGGUGGCUCCAGUGGCUCCAGCAGCUCCAGCAGUGGCUCCAGCAGUGGCUCCAGCAGUGGCUCCAGCAGUGGCUCCAGCAGUGGAUCCAGCGGUGGCUCCAGUGGUGGCUCCAGCGGUGGCUCCAGUGGUUCUAGCAUCUCCGGUGGCUCAAGUGCUUUCAGCAGUGACUACAGCGGUGGCUCCAGUGGAUCCAGUGUUGCCCAGAGUGGUUCUUCAGGAUCUGUGUUAUUUAAGCCAGGGACGGGGUAUUCCCAGGGCAGCUAUUCCUCUGGAUCUGGCUCUAGUCUACACAGUGCCUCCAGCUACUCCCAGUCAGGCAGCAGCUUCCAGUCAGUGUCUGGACCAGCUCUAUCAACCAAUGGUGGUUCUUCUCACUUUGUGAUAAACUCUUCCCCGUCUGGAGGAGGCUCAAGCUCCUCUGUUUCCCAAGCUUCCCAGAUAUCCAGCAAUGGCGGCCAAAGGGUCAACUCUAACUUACGACCCUGUAGUUCGGAUGUCCCUGACUCUCCCUGCAGUGGGGGGCCUGUUGUCUCACACUCCAGCUCCUACAUCUCCGGCUCUCACUCCGUGUCAGGGGGUCAAAGGCCAGUGGUGGUGGUGGUGGAGCAGCAUGGCUCUGGUGGCCCUGGAGUGGUUCAGGCUGUCCCCUGUAGCAACGGUGGCCUUUCAGGCAAGCCCUGUCCCCCCAUCACCUCUGUACAUGACUCCUAUGGCAGCUAUGAAGUGGUGGGUGGCUCCUCUAAUAGUUAUCUGGCCCCAGGCAUGACUUACAGUGGGGGCAAAAUCUACCCAGUGGGAUACUUCACCAAAGAUAACCCUGUCAGAGGCUCCCCAGGAGUGCCUGCCUUUGCAGCUGGGUCCCCCAUCUCUGAGGGAAAAUACUUCUCCAGCAACCCCAUCAUCCCCAGCCACAGCUCCUCCAGUGCCAGCAUUGCUUCCUCGGCCAUUGUGUUCCAGCCAGCGGGCUCGGGUGGGGUCCAGCCCUGUGCAGGUGGUUCCUUAAGCUCAGGGGGCCCCUGUUCCCUCUCCAGUUCUGGAGUCCACGGCAGCCCCAGUAUCUCUGGCAGUUCUGGGUCACGCUCCCACCCCUGUGGCAGUUUUUCCCAGGGGCCCUGUUCCCCACCUGGCACAGGCUCGCUCAGCCACAGCUCCACCUCCCAAUCUAGCAGCAAAAUCAUUCUUCAGCCCUGUGGCAGCAAGUCCAGCUCUGCUGGUCACCCUUGCAUUUCUGUCUCUUCCUCAGUAUUGAAUGAGGGUCACAAUGGCUCUCCCCAGUCUGGUCCCUCAGCUGUUGCCCAGCCCUGCGGCAGCUCUGGAAAGAUGCCUUGCCGCUCCAUCCGGGACAUACUGGCCCAGGUGAAUCCCCUGGGGCCCCAGCUAGCUGACCCUAAAGUCUUCCUACCCCAGGGACAGUUACAUGGCAGUUCGUAAGUCACUUUUGUAGCAUGCAUUUGUGACACCCCCCCCUCCAGCUCCCCAGAGAGCUGCUCUGCUUCUUCCACUGCCCAGUGUAGCACAUUCCCCCUUAUCUCGUCUUCUUUCUUCACCUUCCCAGACCGUGGGUGCCAAAUCCCUUCCCUUUUUCUCUCCAGCUGUGUAGAAUCCCAGCUUUCUUCGGUGCCCUCCCUGCCCCAUAUCCACUCCCUAAAAUUUUCUCUGACAUUUUUUUGAGACAUGACAGACAGUUCAUUGGCUAGUCCUGACCAUUCAGAUUGUUGACUGGGAAACCCUGAAAUGUCCCAGAGUAACUCUAAUGCCUGGGAAAGUCAUCUUCUCUUCUCUCCUUUAGAUGGAUAAAGCACCGUCCAAACCAUCUGAAAAUAAUUACCACUUUCACUGACUGUCAUCUGGUCAACCAACGAGAUCUGUUCUAGGUUCUCACCCCCACUCCCAUUCCACUCCUGACCUCCAUUUUCAAGCUCCCUACAUCCUCUGUGAAUUCCAGCACCCACUUGCCUCACAAGGUCUCCAUCUCGAUCCCUGUCUUGGCUGCCACCUCCCUCAUUUUUAGAUGUUUUUCUGUGAAAGGGAGGUGCAGGGCCUAUGAGGAGACCCAAGCAGGCUCCUUGC